AUGGGAGCAAUAGAAGUUUAUAACCUGGAGCUUGAUGCUGAAAAAGUACCUGAGGAAUAUACCGAUGACAAUAUAAGUUUUAGCUCCAAGAGAGACGCUGAAGUGGGAAUUGUGCAGAUCGAUCAAAACAAGAAAGAAAUUGGUUACAUAUCAGCAGCAUUCUUAUGUCUCAAUCGAAUGCUUGGGGCCGGAGUUUUUUCGACUGGAUCAACCAUUUUUGCUCUAUCAGGAUCCGUUGGUACCUCAUUGAUACUAUGGGCUGCUGGUUCGUUAAUUGCUUUUUCUGGAUUACUUGUUUAUAUGGAACUUGGAUCCGCAAUACCUAGAAAUGGUGGAGAAAAGAACUAUCUUGAAUAUAUCUACCGAAAGCCUAAAUUUUUGGUCACAGCUAUGUAUGCCUCUUACGUCUUUUUUUUAGGAUGGGCAGCAGGCAACUCUAUUGUCGUGGGUGAAUACUGGUUAAACGCAGCCGGCAAAGAAAUAACGCAGUGGAACUCUAGGGCAAUUGGAAUAGGUGUUAUUACAUUCGCAUUCUUGAUGAAUGCCAUCAACGUUCGCGCUGGACUCUAUUUGGCAAACCUCUUGGGUGUAUUUAAAAUAGCUAUCGUUUUAUUGAUAACUGUAACUGGCUGGGUUGCUCUUGGAAAUGGAAUCAAAAGUUCCAGUUUUCAGCCUACACAUAAUUUUUCAGGUGCGUUCGAUGGUGAGAAUCCUACAGGUUUUGGGAUAGUAAAUGCAUUGUAUAAUGUCAUUUGGUCGUAUGUUGGUUAUUCUAAUGUCAAUUAUGCGUUAGGUGAAGUUAAAAAUCCAGUGAAGGUCCUUAAAUUUGCUGCUCCAACGGCAUUUAUAUUUUUAGCCAUCAUCUACAUGUUUGUGAACAUAGCAUAUUUUGCUGUCGUUCCAAAGGAGGAGAUAGCAACUUCUGGAAGAAUUCUUGCAGCCUCUUUCUUCAAAUAUGCUUUUGGAGAUAAAGCAGAAAAGGCAAGCUCUGUCUUCGUUGCUUUAUCAGCACUUGGAAAUGUUCUCUCUGUCAUAUUUUCCCAAGGAAGAAUUGUACAGCAAUUAGGAAGAGAAGGGAGUCUUCCAUUUUCCAGAUUUUUUGCUAGUCUGAGACCCUUUAACACACCCUUUGUUGGUUUAAUGCAACACUGGAUAAUUUGUGUGAUUACAAUUGUGGCCCCGCCUCCAGGCGAUGCCUACAACUUUGUGUUGAAUUUGAUAUCAUAUCCGUUGAAUGUUGUUAACACGGUGCUAGCUAUUGGUUUAUUGUAUAUUCAGUGGAAAAAAUUCAAAGGGCAAAUUGAGUGGAACCCCCCAAUCAGGGCCACAAUACCUGUUACCAUAUUUUUUGCCUUGUCUUCUUUCUAUUUAAUUGUUGCUCCAUAUAUUCCACCUUCCGAUGGUCAAACAGUUUAUAUAGACUUGCCAUAUUGGAUUCACCCAGUUGUUACAUGGGGAAUUUUUGGAAUCGGUGCUGUAUAUUGGCUUGUAUGGACAAAAGCAUUGCCUUACUUCGGAGGAUAUGAAUUGGCUGUGAAAGAAAUCUUGGGAGAGGACGGCUUUUGGCGGAAUAAAAUUUAUAAGGUCGAUCCAUCUGAAGCCGAGGAUUCAUUCCGUGAUCCAUCUGUUAUUUCUAGCUCAUGA
Messenger RNA from Priceomyces carsonii, 1644 nucleotides. RefSeq names its product Mup1p (gene MUP1). Lineage: Eukaryota; Fungi; Ascomycota; Pichiomycetes; Serinales; Debaryomycetaceae. The transcript has a single exon. Gene Ontology annotation, cellular component: membrane. Gene Ontology annotation, molecular function: L-amino acid transmembrane transporter activity. Gene Ontology annotation, biological process: amino acid transmembrane transport. The record is from RefSeq and is a predicted model, not a curated record. The coding region runs from base 1 to 1644 and encodes 547 amino acids.